Gamsiella multidivaricata is the source of this 3255-nucleotide messenger RNA. RefSeq lists its product as uncharacterized. Gene Ontology annotation, biological process: proteolysis. The record is from RefSeq and is a predicted model, not a curated record. NCBI's taxonomy places the organism in Eukaryota, Fungi, Mortierellomycota, Mortierellomycetes, Mortierellales, Mortierellaceae. The transcript has 16 exons. Bases 1 to 3255 code for a protein of 1084 amino acids. Gene Ontology annotation, molecular function: calcium-dependent cysteine-type endopeptidase activity.
AUGGACUCAUUUCCCUUCUCAGGAACACCCGAAACUCCAGGCUGCGAACCAGACCUGUCUCCUAUCGACAUUGCCUCGGGAAACCGCCCUCAGAAUGGAACCAAAGAAGAAUUGGCAUCGCUGUCGAAUCUCUAUGCGGAAGCAUAUCCGCUUGCCCUUCAGGCUGUUCAAGAGGAUGCCAAUGGGGAUCAUCAUACAGCCCGGCUACUCUACUGCGAAGUCUGCGAGCUUCUCACCAAAAUUUUGACCUUGUUGCCAGCAGGAGACGAACGCGACCUUGUGGUCAGGAAGUGCGGCCUGUACACAAGACGGGCGGAGGAUAUUUGGGAGUCGAGGAGCGCCAGCACAGCGCCGGCCAAAAACAUCAAGCAGUUACCAGAAUACGAGCGACUCGCACAGGAGGCUCAGUUUGCGCUUGAACAAGCGGUUGCGGAGCACGAGAAGCAACAUGAACAAGGCGCACUCGAAUUUUACACGGACUCUGCGGAUCUGUUUUUGCAGGCAUGGAAAAGUGCCCCCGAGGGGUCCGUUAAGGAGACGCUGAAGCAAAGACUGAGCAAUGUCAUGAAUAGGGCAGAGGAUCUCAAGGGUGUUCCAGUCAACUCUAUUCCAUUGCUGAAGGUCAAAUCAAGAUCGACCCCUGUCAUCUCAGGACCUUCAAAUCUAACACCACAGGAACUCCAUGUCCUCAGGACGACGAUGGUAAUCAACAACAAGAAAUAUCACCCUUGGAGCGAUGAGGAUGUGAAGGACCUGCUCCGAGAGAAGGGUCCCUUUACGGAUCCAGAUGGGAUGCUCGCGUUGUCGAACAAACAGAUCGCGAAGUUUGGAUCCUGGAAACGUGUUUCGGAGAUCAUGGAGAAUCCAAAGAUGAUCUGCUUGAUUUCGAGCACCAGCAUCGUCCAGGAUAUUGUCACAGACUGUUCAUUCGUCGCCAGUUUGUGUGUCAGUGCGAGCUAUGAGAGACGAUGGAAGAAGCAGCUAAUUCGAGCAUGUAUAUACCCUAAAAAUAAGUUUGGCGAGCCCUGUUACAACCCCAAUGGGAAAUACCUCGUCAAGCUUAUAUUCAACGGCAUCGCUCGGCGUGUCGUUGUUGACGACUAUCUGCCUGUCUCGAAAUCUGACACGCUGAUGUGUACAUUUUCAACAAACAAGAACGAGCUCUGGCCCAGCAUUAUCGAAAAGGCAUACAUGAAGCUGAUGGGAGGCUACGACUUUCCUGGAUCAAAUUCUGGCAUCGACUUAUAUGCGUUAACGGGAUGGAUUCCGGAACAUAUUUUUAUUAAAGAGUCGAAUUUUGAUAGCGAAAAGCAAUGGGAACGAAUGAUGACAGGCCAGCACAAUGGUGUCGCACUAGUAACCAUUGCAACAGGACACAUGCCGGAUGAAGAGGCUGAUCGACUGGGACUUGUACCUACACACGCCUAUGCAGUCCUGGAUCUCAAAGAAGUCCAGGGUUUACGACUACUGCAGGUCAAGAAUCCCUGGAGUCAUAAGCGCUGGAAGGGUCCCUUCAGUCAUUUGGAUGCAGAUCAUUGGACAGAUGAGCUAAAGAAGGACCUGAACUUUGAUCAGUUUGCAGCACUCAAGAAUGACGACGGUAUCUUUUGGAUCGAUUACGAGUCCGUCUGCUCAACGUUUGAUACCAUUCACAUCAACUGGAACCUCGAAACGUUGAAUCAUCGUGCGGUGAUCCACGCGCCAUGGCCAUGCAACUACGGACCAAAACGAGAUAAUUUUAACCUUGGAUACAACCCGCAAUUCACACUUGCGACUAAUGUCAAGGGCUCGCGACCAUGCGGGAUCUGGCUGUUGCUAUCGAAGCACAUCACCAAGACUGAAGAGAACAGGGACUUUAUCACCCUUCAUGUCUUUGAUGUCCAGAAACAGCCGCAGAACCAGGUUUUACCGUUCAGUCCUACGACCCCACUCUCCGCCAUAUCCGCGGCGACAUCUGGUUCCAUGGCUCCAGGGUCAUUAUCGACGAGAAGUAGCGGCACAAGAAUUUAUUAUGAGGGCAAUUCAAUGAUCAAGGGCAUGUAUGUGAACAGCCCGCAUAUCUUGGUCCGAUUCGAGGUUCCUCCAGGACAGAAUGAGUACACGAUUGUGUUGUCGCAACAUAUUAAGACCAGGGAUUUGCACUUCACGCUGAGGGCGUAUGCUAUCUGCGAAUUUGAACUCCGAGAGAUACCCAGUAAAUACGCCAUCGAGAAGAAGAUUGAGGAUGGAUGGACAGAGGAAUCUGCAGGAGGCAGCAGUUAUAAUGCAGGAUUUUUAAACAAUCCACAAUAUCGGCUUGUGGUACCAGUACUCCCUGCACCUCAGACGACAACGUCUGUACUCUUCAUGCUGGAGGCGCCGAAGGACUUUGCGGCGCAUGUACAGCUGGUCAACUCUCAGGGCAAGCGUGUACCAUGCGUGUGGACAAAGGAUAUUAUUGCUCAGUCUGGAGAAUAUCGACAUGGGUUUUGCUACUGUGAAGCGAAUGACCUGAGACCCGGUCAAUAUACAAUUGUGGUCUCAACAUUUGAACCCGGUCAAAUCGGAAAAUACAAGCUGACGAUGCAGUCGCAUAUCGAGCUAUCGCUAACACCGAUUCCUGUCGAAGGAGCUGGCAUGUUCAAAAAGAUAUUAAGGGGGGAGUGGAUACAGGGCGUGAACGCGAUGGGCUGGGAUCACCACCAGAGUCUGAGCUACGCAAAGAACCCGCACUUCCUGGUGCCCAUCACGGAAAUGACCACCUUCAUGGUGCGACUACAGACACCUGAGAUGACGAAUUCUAUGCCGAAGAUCAAUGUUACUAUUUUUGAGCGACUGGACGAAGGCGUUCUUGGUCGGGAGGUGUGUUCAUCUGGCCCCUAUAUGGCUGUGUCACAAGGUGUUGCUACAGAGCCCAUUACGCUGUUGCCGAACCAGUAUGGCUAUCUGGUAGUAGUUUCAACCUUGGAAUCAGGGCUGGCUGGUAAAUUUGUGCUCUAUGCGUAUAGCGAUCGAGCCUUAGAUAUAGAAGCUGGCGGAGGUGCACCGACGACGAUCAAUGUGAGCGGGUCUUCGAUAGGAUCGAUGUUGCUGUCAACUUCCGCAGGCGGUGGGUACUACUCUUCGGCCCCAUCGUCACCCUAUCCUGCAGGCGGUGGCAGUAGUGGUUAUGCUAAUAAUCGACCAUCCGCGAGGUUUAGAAGGCAGUUUGGAUCGAUGUCGGGGCCUGGACAGGGCACUAACGGUGGAAAUGGAGGACUCUUGUCUCCCCCCUAG